AAUAGGAGUCGGUACUCCGGCAUCAAAAUGUAAGUAACCGACAAUAAAAAUUAAAAUCAGAUGAUUCAAACACGUUAUAUCAUCAUAAACCACCAAACUGUAUUUUUGUCAAGACAUUACAACUUCUAAGAGAGAUUCCGAGCUUACAUGGAGAUUGAAUCCUCCCCUUCAACGUCAUCGUCGGCAUUGUAUUCCUCCGAUCAAUAUCACGUUCCUCAUAAAUGGCUCGAGGUUCAGGAUUCGCUGAAGAAGAAAUUAGUCACCGAAGAUGAUUACACGUGGAAGUUGGGGGAAACAGGAGAGGGUUGUGGAGUAGAAUUGUUGAAGUACAUAGGCGGAGUUGAUAUAAGUUUCUCAAAAGAUGAUCCGUCAGUUGCUUGCGGAACCCUCGUUGUUUUGGAUUUUAAAACUCUCGAUGUCGUUUAUGAGGAUUCGUCUAUCGUUACGAUCGAUGUCCCAUAUGUUCCUGGCUUUCUUGGCUUUAGAGAGGCUCCUAUAUUUCUAAAACUAUUGGAGAAAAUGCAGAAUGGUUCUCAUCCUUUCUACCCUCAGUUAUUGAUGAUUGAUGGAAAUGGCAUACUUCAUCCUCGAGGCUUUGGCUCAGCUUGCCAUCUUGGGGUUCUGGCCAAUCUUCCUACAAUUGGCAUAGGGAAGAAUUUGCAUCAUGUGGAUGGUCUUACUAACUCAAAAGUAAGGGAGCUGUUUGAAGCUGAUGAGAAUUACAACAUAGACUUCAUUUAUUUAAUUGGGGACUCAGGGAACACUUUAGGAGCUGCAUUACAUUCAAGUAAAGGAUCAUUUAAACCAAUAUUUGUUUCAAUAGGCCACCGUGUAUCUUUGGCUUCUGCUGUUGAAGUUGUUAGAAGAACAUGCAACUACCGUGUCCCCGAGCCCAUUCGCCAGGCUGACAUAAGAUCAAGAGAGUAUCUUCGGAAGCAUCAUUGAAUCCUGUUGGGAUGUUGUAACUUGUUACUGCACUUUACUUACCUGAUGACACAGUGGCAUUCAAAUAGAAUGGAUGUUGGUUUACAUUAACUUUUUAACAAUAAAAGGUACAUAUUAUAUAUAUUAAUAUAUAUUGUAAUUCUUUAUUCGACUAAAUUGUAAAAAUUCACGUGUUGUAAACAAGUAAUAGUAGAUAUGGUCUAUUCAACGAUGAGACUUAUGUAUGUUGUUCGAUCAAAGUUUACAUUUAAAAUAAAGGGCAAAUGACAC
Messenger RNA from Lactuca virosa, 1215 nucleotides. Lineage: Eukaryota; Viridiplantae; Streptophyta; Magnoliopsida; Asterales; Asteraceae. The record is from the annotation of a GenBank genome assembly.